This is a messenger RNA of Aureobasidium namibiae CBS 147.97, 1101 nucleotides long. RefSeq names its product ornithine carbamoyltransferase. The transcript is spliced from 2 exons. Gene Ontology annotation, biological process: L-citrulline biosynthetic process. Gene Ontology annotation, cellular component: mitochondrion. Gene Ontology annotation, molecular function: amino acid binding; ornithine carbamoyltransferase activity. Lineage: Eukaryota; Fungi; Ascomycota; Dothideomycetes; Dothideales; Saccotheciaceae. The coding region runs from base 1 to 1101 and encodes 366 amino acids. The record is from RefSeq and is a predicted model, not a curated record.
AUGCCUGUUCUACGAGCUGCCCACAGGGCCUGCCGCCUGCACAAGCCUCUAGCAUCUUCUGUCCGCGGAUAUGCCACUUCUCCAGCUCAACCCACGACCUCACCCUUUGCUCCCCGCCAUCUUAUGUCCAUAUCAGACCUGACCUCAGCCGAACUCAGCACCCUCGUCCGCAAUGCAGCUUCACACAAGAAUGCUAUCAAAUCCGGCCAGGGAAUCCCUGCAUCACUCCAAGGCUCUCUGUUCGGGAAAUGUGUUGCAUUGACCUUCAGCAAGCGUUCCACUCGCACUCGUGUGUCCACCGAAGGCGCUGUUGCACUCAUGGGCGGUCAUCCCAUGUUUUUGGGCAAGGAGGACAUCCAACUCGGCGUGAAUGAGUCUCUGUACGACACUUCUGUCGUCAUCUCAUCCAUGGUUUCGUGCAUUGUUGCUCGUGUCAAUGGUCACGAUGACGUUGCCAACUUGGCUAAGCACUCAUCUGUUCCUGUCAUCAACGCUCUGAGCGACUUGUACCACCCUUUACAAACCAUUGCCGAUUUUCUGACCAUUCACGAAGCCUUCCCUUCGACUCAGACGGCGAGUGUCAAAGGAUUGGGCCUCGAGGGAUUGAAGAUCGCAUGGGUUGGCGACGCAAACAACGUCCUCUAUGAUCUGGCUAUUGGUGCCAUGAAACUGGGUGUCGACAUCUCUGUUGCUACUCCCAAGGGCUACGAAAUCCCUGCUUCCAUGCGUCAGAUCAUCCAAGAUGCUGCAAAGACCUCGCCCAGGGCUGGUACGCUCACAGAAACAACCGUUCCCGAAGAGGCUGUCAAGAACGCAGACAUCCUCGUGACCGACACAUGGAUUUCCAUGGGCCAAGAAGGAGAGAAGGUUGCUCGUCUGAAGGCGUUUGAAGGCUUCCAGAUCACACCAGAGCUGGCCAAGCGAGGUGGUGCUAAGGAGGGCUGGCAAUUCAUGCACUGCCUACCUCGUCACCCUGAGGAAGUGAGCGAUGAAGUCUUCUACAGCCCCAAGAGUCUGGUCUUCCAGGAAGCAGAAAAUCGUCUGUGGGCCGCCAUCUCCGCAUUAGAAAGCUUUGUUGUGAACAAGGGCAAAAUCGUGUAA